UGGGUGGGUGCAAAAAAAAAAGCUCUGUGCCAUGAAGUCCUCCUCCCUCCUCCUCCUCUCCUUCCUCCUGGGUGUGUGUGGUGUUCAGGGGGCUUCAAGUUUUAAAAUCUGUGCCUUUAACCUCCAUCACUUUGGGGAGUCCAAGGUCAAGAACAGCAAUGUUGUGCAUACUCUGGCCAGGAUCAUCACCCGCUGUGAUGUGUGUUUGCUGCAGGAAGUGAGAGACAUGAAAGGGAAAGCGGUACCACAGCUGCUCGACCGCCUCAACAGUUACGACCCUGACCAUGAGUAUGCCUCUGUGGCCAGCGAGCGGCUGGGCAGGUCCUCCUCGUACCAGGAGCAGUACGUGUUCGUCUACAGGACUGACACGGUGUCAGUGACCGGACAGUAUCAGUACCCUGAUGAUCGUGAAGGAGACGUUGAUGCUUUCUCCAGAGAGCCCUUCAUUGUCCGCUUCAAAGCCCCAAAGACAGAUAUAAAGGAGUUUGUCCUCAUACCUCAGCACACCACUCCAACCAACACCACUAAAGAGCUCGAUGCACUUUAUGACGUUUUGCAACAUGUGAGGAAGAUGUGGAAAACUGAGAACGUGAUGCUUCUCGGGGAUUUCAACGCUGACUGCGGCUACCUGGCUAAGAAGAACAGGAAGCACGUGAGACUGCUCACAGAGAGGAACCUCUACUGGCUGAUCCCAGAGAAGACGGACACCACUGUGAGAUCCAGCACCUCCUGCACCUACGACAGGAUCGUUGUGCACGGAGAGAGGUUUGCCAGAUCCGUCGUGCCUACUUCAGCCGCCCCGUUCAACUUCCAGAAGGCAUACCGACUCUCAGAGGAGCAGGCGCUGGAUGUGAGCGACCACUACCCGGUGGAGGUCCUGCUGAAGGGCGCUGCAGACAGAGUGUCUCUCAGUGUCGGGACGUUCCUGUCUUUGUUUGUCCUCAAAGUGUUAACAUGAUGUCAACACUGAUGAGACUUUCCUGAUUCUCCAACAUGUGGAGUCCAACUGACCACAUAUCACAGAGCACAGGAAUGUUAGGUUCAGGGUUAUGAAAAACAAAACAAAAUAUUACUGUAAUUUGUCAUUAUGAACAUCGACCUGUUUAUCUGCAUAGGAGUAUGAUGCACUGCAGAGAACACAGUAUGAUGGACAUGUUGAAAACGUGGAUGGAGUUCAUUUUCUCUUUCAGGAAAAUUGGACCCUUUCAUUAAUCCUCUCAAAUUGCUCCAAAGCAGAGAGGGUGAGCUCACAUUAGCUGCUCCAGAAUAAUAAAGCUGCCUUCUACAAACUGGCUGCAGUAUCAUCAAAACUCUAAAAGCUAAAUAAUGCAAAAAAUGAUUAUAAGAUAAUACAUUCUUGUGUCCAGGAUUGAAAUCUAAGUGACUCAGAGUUCUCAGGUGAAAUAAGUAGUUUAAGUUAAUAAACCAUUAAGCUAAAGGAAUAAUUAAAGUUCUUCAACAUUAUAAAUCGACUCGAGCAACUGAAAUAAUGACAUUGAGUAAAAUGUGAUACUAUAAUUUAUGAAUGAAUGUAUCUUUAACAUAAUGCUUAAUAAUACAGAGAAAAAGGUGAGUUUGUUGCCAAUAUUAUAAAUACAUUAUUUUACAUUUUCAUGUUGGAAUGUAGAAUAUAUUUUAUUUUAUAUAUGACUCUCUUUGGACUUCUUUAAGCAAAUGCACAUUUUUGUAAUGAAAUGUAAAAGCUGGAUGAGUUCAUAUGAAUCGGAUAAGGUUUGUGGUGUGGUGUGUGUGUGUGGUGUGGUAUGGUGUGUGUGUGUGUGGUGUGGUAUGGUGUGUGUGAUAUGUACAUAUUUCUGGACUCAACACUUGUAUCAUUACUGUAUGUUUCUUUGAUUUGAUACUAACAAAAAGAGAAUGGCAAUACAUAUUGCCCCUAGAUUCCACCGGGUCCGUCUGCGGCGCGUUACGGCCGCGUUACGGCUGCGUUACGGCUGCGCCGCGGCGCUCACGGCGAUCGCGGCCACUCUAGUC
This is a messenger RNA of Trematomus bernacchii (emerald rockcod), 1992 nucleotides long. RefSeq names its product deoxyribonuclease I-like 1 (gene dnase1l1). Gene Ontology annotation, biological process: DNA catabolic process. Gene Ontology annotation, molecular function: DNA nuclease activity. Lineage: Eukaryota; Metazoa; Chordata; Actinopteri; Perciformes; Nototheniidae. Gene Ontology annotation, cellular component: nucleus. The transcript is spliced from 9 exons. The record is from RefSeq and is a predicted model, not a curated record. Bases 32 to 958 code for a protein of 308 amino acids.